Messenger RNA from Peronospora matthiolae, 153 nucleotides. The record is from the annotation of a GenBank genome assembly. NCBI's taxonomy places the organism in Eukaryota, Oomycota, Peronosporomycetes, Peronosporales, Peronosporaceae.
AUGCUUUCGCAUGAUUGUAAGAACCUGUCGGACGUGGUACCUGUGAACCUCAACGUCCGACUUUCCAUUCAUAGCCCGACUAAGAAUGAAAACGUCAUCGAAAUAACUCGCCAUUCCCAGAGCAUGCCGCUAGGCGUGCUCACUGCGGUAUAG